This is a messenger RNA of Danio rerio (zebrafish), 5560 nucleotides long. The record is from RefSeq and is a predicted model, not a curated record. Lineage: Eukaryota; Metazoa; Chordata; Actinopteri; Cypriniformes; Danionidae.
UGGUGUGAACGCAGCAUUAGGGUGCUUUCACACUAACACUUUUGGUCCGCACCCUGGUUCAUUUGACGUCAUUUGAUGACUCGUGUCUUCUGAACUCUGGUGUGCACUCGUGAACCGUACCCGAGUCCGCCUGAAAGAGGUGGUCUGGGGUACGGUUAAUGCGACAGGGCUCAAAAUGCGACCGUUUUGGUCACAUAUGCGGCCAAAAUUUUAUCCAUGCGACUUCAAAAUAUAUUUUGGAGCAUUUGUGCGACUGCAACAAAUUGGUGCCGUGCGACCAGUUUUCAAUGCAAAAUGUUCACCGCACACGCAGAUUUAGGAGACAUUCACGCAGAAUGCGAACCGCAAAUCGACUGGGAUGUGCGGAAGUCUUUCCAUUUUGGCGCUUUGCUUUCGUGACUUUACACCUAGCAACAGCCAAAUAACCGAAGUGAACCACCAACUAUACAGCAAACUAUCGUUUUCAUAGCGUUCUUUCGUGUGUGUGUCACGUAUCGUACCUUGGUGACAAGCGGAACUGAGCCAGGGCAAACACAGUGAUCAUUUCUGCUCGUCUCCUCCAAAAACAGCUUCUGCAGAUGUUCUGUGUGAAUAUUUUUUGCGGCAGAUGGACGCGAGUCGCUUUCUGUAUGUCCAAAGCCAAAAGCUUCAGUAAAGGCAGAAUGACCGCGAUGUGUGGGCGUCUUUCCAUUUCGGCGCUUUGCUUUCGUGACCGUCACCUAGCAACAGCCGUAAGUAAAACAGCAGCUCGAUGACGCAAGCGUACCGGGGUUCAGAAGGAAAAAAGACAGUGUGAACACAAACCGACCGAAAAGUUGGCAAGGGAGGGGGACAAUCGAACUUGGGUACGGUCCAGGCAAAUUAACCAAGUGUGAAAGCACCCUAAGAGAAGCGCAUUACUAAUAAAAAUUUACUAUCAGUACUAUUAAAGUACAGUAGCGUAGUAGGCUUAAUAAAGCAUCUAGAGCACUGCACAGUUCAGUAACGAGGCAGAUUAAUUCACUGAUUCAAGUUUUAUUCAUGGAGAAAAUUAAAAGCACUGUCGUGUUUUUAGCGUUCUGUGUUUGUCUGAGAUAAUCAGUCAGCCAAAAUAAUAUUCCAUACAAAAUAUGUAGCUGAUCGUUCUGUUAUUGUCAUGUGACUCGCAUUCUUAAAAGCUGACAUGUUUUCAACUGCGCACGCCUGGAAUACGCAAACGCGUCGCACUGCUUGCGCCUUCAUUACGAAUAAUAAACCUGUGCGAUAUGAGAACAGCCGCCAUUAUUUGCGAUCUCCAGCAGUUGAUCUUUAGCACAGACAUGCUGGAUUCACCUGACUUGUUGAUAAAUGGGUUCAUUCGUUGGCAGUACUCAUUUUGCUAGCCUGUGGGUUAAAUUUUUGCGCUCAGGUGAUCGAGAUGUAACAAGAGAAUACGGUCAUUUUUCAAUAUAAAAAAUCGUUCAGACUAUAAUAAAUAAAACAGGAAUAAUUAAUGAUUUCUUGUGCGGCACGGAACCAAUUGAUCAACAGACCGGUGCCGGUCUGUAGCCUGGGGGCUGGGGACCACUACUCUAGCACGUAUAUGUUCCGCAAGCGCCUCGAGCCUCUUUCUCUGGUUCUCCGUCUAUUUGAUUGAUUUUUAGCAGCUGAUGACGCGAUACACUAAAGUAAACAUUCCAAGCACAUCGCUUUGAUCGUAGGCUGUAAAGAACAGCCAGUGCAGAUCACAUCUGUGUCAUCGUACGCAUCAAAUGAUUAAAACUGUAUUCUUUUUUUUCUUUUAUUACUCCGCGUACCACUAGAAGUAAGCCCGCGUAUUACUAGUGGUACACGUACCACAGUUUGAGAACCACUGUAUUAAACAAUUUACAAAUUAUGUAUAUAAUUUAUACUGUAUAUGAAUUAUUACAACUAUUUAUUCCCUCAGCAGUGCACUGAGUAGUGAACUAGAGAGCAGAUUGAGACGCAGAUUGAGUGUGUAUUUCUUUUAUUUCUGUACAUUGUUCUCAUUUUAUACAGGACAAAGUGUCCAAACACAGAGGAAAACUCCUGCUGAAGCGACUGAUCUCCACACUGUUAUAAAGAUGGCGUUUAUUAAAGAGGAGAGUGAAGACCUGAAGAUUGAAGACACAUUUGUGGUCAAACAUGAAGAUCCUCAGGAACAAACAGAGCUGAUGGUGAUGAAAGAAGAGACUCAAGACCGGAAUGAAACCCAACAGAAAUGUCAGUAUGACAAACACCAAGAUUCAACGCUUGAUGAGAAAUCCCUAAAGAAGAAGUGCGAGAGAAUUCCCACUGGAGAGAGGAUGUAUACCUGCCCACAGUGUGAAAAAAGUUUCCGCGAAAGACAAGCACUUGAAAUCCACAUCAGGAUUCACACGGGAGAGAAGCCCUUCUCGUGUGAUCACUGCGGAAGGAGAUUCAGCCAAAAGCCAAACCUCAAAGCCCACAUGAGCAUUCACACUGCAGAGAAGCCCUACUCGUGUUCUGAGUGCGGAAAGAGUUUCCGUGCCAAAAAACAACUUGAAGGACACACGAGAGUUCACACCGGAGAGAAACCAUUCGCAUGCCAACAAUGUGGGAAGCGGUUCGCUUAUCAAGCAGCCUUCAGAACACACACGAGAACUCACACCGGGGAGAAGCCUUUCACCUGCGAACAGUGUGGAAAGAGCUUCACUCAUUCAGAAUACAUGAAAGCCCACAUGAGAGUUCACACCGGGGAGAAACCUUACACUUGUUCUCAAUGUGGGAAGACUUUUGCUCACAGGACCAACCUUUAUGUCCACAGGAGAACUCACACCGGAGAGAAGCCUUUCACUUGCACACAGUGCGGCAAGAACUAUACCUGUAAAAACUCUCUUAAUUGCCACAUGAGGACUCACACUGGAGAGAAGCUGUUUAAGUGUGAACAGUGCGGAAAGAGCUUCACUCAUUCGGAAUACAUGAAAGCCCACAUGAGGAUUCACACCGGAGAGAAACCGUACAGUUGUCCGCAGUGUGGAAAACGUUUUGCUCAUAUUAGCAACUUUAAUUGCCACAUGAGAACUCACUCUGGUGAAAAGCCGUUCACAUGUGAUCAGUGUGGAAAGAGUUUCGGUAAUAAAAAUACCUUCAAGUCUCACAUGAAGCUCCACACUGGAGAACAGAGGUGAGUGUCCAAACACUUUGCUCAAGUACUCGGACUUUGAGAAGUAAUUACUGAAGUACUUUUAGAUCACAUCUGUUUGGAAUACUUGAUUAGGGUCCAAUUCCAGUUCUAUUUUCGUUCCCCUUGGCCCUUGAAACAGAGUUUGAAGGGCAAGGUCUUCAAAUUUACCCCUAAGGAAUGAGACAGCACUACAGCACCUGCACACGUCAUCAUAGGUCAUCAGAAUCUCUUGGAAGUCACUGAAGGCAACAAUAUCCUGUUUAGAGCUGCAACUAACGAUUAUUUUAAUAAUCGGUUAACCUGACGAUUCUUUUUCCGAUUAAUCGAUGAAUCAGAUUUUUUUUUGCGUUCCAGGUGCUGGAUCAUUGCCGUGGUGCUCCCGUCAUCACUUUUGCAUACUUGGCCGAUAACACACUUUUGUUUAUUUGGUGUAAAAUGCUCCUACACCUUGGAUGACUGGGGUCGCACAGAUUUCUCUGCCUUCGCCAUGUACAGUAUCUUUCCUCUAACGUAACCUCCGCUCGUUUUUUUUUUUUUGCUCCAUCCUGUCUAUGAGGCACUGAACUCUGGUGGCACGAGAGAGACAGAGUGCGUUCACUCUGCUCCGUGCUCAACUAAAGUUUUUCUAAUAAUCAAAUGUCUACGCGUCAUGCAACAUGACGAAUCGAUUAUGAAAUUCGUUGCCAAAGCUUUUAGUAGUUGAUUUAAUUGAUUCGUUGUUGCAGCCCUAAUCAUGUUAUCAUAACGAUAUAAUGUGGCAAUAAGAUCGUAACUGUAUGAUAGUAACUAUGAAAACACAAGACAACAGAAUUAACGUUAUUCCAGACACUGUAAAAAGCUCAUUCGUAGCCACUAGAUCAUGGGUGGCCAAACCUGUUCCUGGAGAUCCACCUUUCUGCAGAUUUCAGUCGCAACCCAUAUUAAACACACCUGCCUGUAAUUACUACGUGGUGUUCAGGUCCUUAUUAAUUGGUUCAGGUGUGUUUGAUAUGGGUAGCAACUGAAAUCUGCAGGAAGGUGGCUCUCCAGGAACAGGGUUGGCCACCCCUGCAAUAGACUAUUCUGACCGGGAAUUCGACUGUCAUCGAGUGACAGAUGUGAAAGUAUGUUGUGGGACGACUAUACAGGAGUUACUAUUAUGCAUACCUGCCGGGAGACCGGGGGGGGGGGCAUGUGUUUGCCAAAAUACAGAACAGUGGGGCAGGGGGGAGGAUAUGGCUGUAUCCUGUACUGUUCAGAGAGUUUACAGAGGCUCAAAAAAUGGAGGGGGCGGGUAGGUUAGGAGGAUGUGUCUAUGCAAAGCAGAGCGACCUGAAAGAGGUGCCCCAGUCUGUCCUGCACACUGGGUAACAGCCGCUGUCAUUGGAAUAUUCAUCGAUCCAGGAGUGAUUUUGUACCAAAAAGCUGAGGAACAGGUGAAGGGUGAAAUUUCGGGAGUUUUCCGGGAAAAAUGACAAAAUGGUAGAUGGGUCUGAUAUACGGGAGAAAAGGGGGUGUUGGCAGGUAUGUAUUAUGGACUAUAGUAGGCGAAAUUUAGCCGGGUUUUUUUUUUUUAAAGCAUGACGGUAAAACACGAACGCUGUUAUGAUUGUAUUGAAAGAUAUGAUUGUUUGUUGUAAAAAUUCGUUAUAAUGACAAAAAUGACUGCAUCUUCUGACUCCGUUGCCGUUGUAGCUGGUGUAUUCUGGGAAAUUUUCGAGUGUGGUCCUGAAAAAUCUAUUUCAAAGGCUAUCUAGCCCUUCCCCUUAAUCCUGGUUUUUAUUCGAUGCGUCCACUAGCUCGCUUGAGUGUGCGCGGUGAAUGUGACAUCAUCGCGGUGUUUGCAGAGGUUUGAUUUGGGUGCUCGCGACAUGAUUUCGGCUGACGGAGCGCAUCCAAUUUUUUGAGACUCGAGCGAACAGUUCGCUCGGUGCCGUGUUUCAUUUGAGUUGAAUAAUGAAUCAUUUUGAAGAGAUUUUAUCUGAAACAGGUACGAUCAUAGUGAAUACCAGAUGAACGAUAAUUAUUGGCUAAAAAAUGCAACAGCCGUGGGAAAGGAGAAAAGUUUUUGGAAAAACCUGAGGGAUACGUUUGUUAAAGCCAAAAUAGAUCAUUUAAUUAUAGAAAUAUGAUUUUUCACCAUUCGUUAUGAAAUUUGAAAAAUAAUUUAAAGGGCACCUAUGGUGAAAAAUCUACUUUUCAAGCUAUUUGGACAAACAUGUGUAUAUAUAGUGUAUAGACCAUCAUAUUGGGGUGAUAUAAACACACCCAGUCCUUUUUUUUUCAUAAAAACGGUGGACCAGACUCUGGUUUUCAGAGCGACUGCAACUUUACGUAGAAGUGCAGUCCCCCCGCCCACCGAAUUGAUUGACAGCUGCGCGCAUUAAAAUGUUCCUGUAGUCGUGUGUAUAUGUCAACAAGACCAGACAGACAUACGCAAAGCAACCGGGAAUA